AUGCCUGAGGGAAUAAGUCCCCAGGAAAUGACAGAGACAUUGAAUGUCCUAAUCAAUGACGGAUCAAGUGUAGGCGCUUAUACACUUGAUCUGAUUGCGCCUCCGAAUUUGACUUCGGAGAUCACUCAGUUGCCAAAGCUCGAACAUAAAAGGUUCUUGCGUGAUCUGCGUAGUGGCAAAGUCAAGCAGAUCUGCGUACUCGUCGCUGAAGACGAGUGUGUAGCCGACAUAAGGUCAGCAACAAUGCUUACUGAGAACAAGAGAGUUCUCAGUAGUUCAUCUACGGACGAGAUUGUCCUCGAUGAAAAGACACGAGUUGAGCGAUAUGACUCCCAAUCGUGGGAAUCGCUCAAGACAAAUCCUCUCUAUGAAGAUUUGGUUGAAUUCAAGGAUGUAUUCCCUGAAACUGUUCCGUGCGAGUUACCGAAGGAUAAAGGUAUUCGACACGAGGUCGAGCUUAAACCAGGCUCGAAGUACUGUGUCAUGAAGCAGUGGCCACUGCCUCGUGAACAAGUACUUGCGAUCGACAAGUUCUUUGCCGAUCGUUUAGCUGCGGGCCAUGUGAGGGAAUCAACUUCCCCACAUAGCUCUCCGACCUUCUGUGUGCGAAAAGAAACAGGAGGGUGGCGGAUAGUGCACGCGCUCAACAAAUUGAACGCUGCAACGGUACCGGCUCAGACGCCGAUACCGAGGAAGGACGUAAUCAUUGAUGGCAUGUCAAAGAGUACCAUCUUUUCGUCCAUGGAUUUGAUGGAUGGCUUCUAUCUAAUCCUUAUGCGAGAACGGGAUAUGCCCUAUACCGCAGUUAGCACGCCUAGCGGCAUGCUCUGGGAAUGGCUAGUAAUGCCACAAGGGCUCAGUAAUGCCCCUGCCACGUUCAACAGAUGUGUAUCACAUCUGUUGAGACCAGUACGAGAAUUCGCGCCGAGUUAUUUCGAUGACGUAUUCAUCCAUAGUCGGGCUAUGAAUGGAAAGUCGGACGUUGAGGUUCACAGGUACCACGUCCGACAGGUUCUUACAAUCAUUCAAAAGCAUCAAUUGUAUGCUAACCUCAAGAAGUGUAUAUUUGCAGCAAGCGAAAUACCACUUCUUGGGUGCAUCGUUGGUAAGAACGGUGUACGUCCUGAUCCCGAAAAGAUCAAGGCGAUCACCAACUGGCCUGUGCCGGUUGAUGUCAAAGGUCUUUAA
Messenger RNA from Peronospora matthiolae, 1188 nucleotides. NCBI's taxonomy places the organism in Eukaryota, Oomycota, Peronosporomycetes, Peronosporales, Peronosporaceae. The record is from the annotation of a GenBank genome assembly.